UGUCUAUGGAUGUCCGCCGGUUGACCUGUUCAACCUGCAGCCGUUCCAAACCAACUAAACAUUCUGAAGCUGCUUCUUGUCAAUAUUAACCGUAACAUAGCUAUAUGUUUUAUUAAGGUAUACCGUUACCGGUGGUUGUGUAGCACGUGAUCCGCCGUCGGGUAACGUUAUCUCAAACUGUAAUUUCUUAUCUCAAACAGCUUUAAUGGCUAACUUCCCUCUAACUUUAUAUCGACCUAGAGCGCCGCGGCGUGUGUAACGUUACUAGUGUGCCAAUACACAAGCCUUCAGCAGGCGAAGUAUUCUGCCUUCUAGUCCUUUCGUCAUGGCACUGGCUGGAGUGCGAGUUAUUGAGCUGGCAGGCCUGGCUCCAGCACCGUUCUGUGGCAUGAUCCUGGCAGACUUUGGAGCCAAGGUGAUUCGCGUGGACCGGAAUAAAGUCGGCAUGUCUUUGGACACACAAGCACGGGGCAAACGGUCUGUGGCCAUCAAUCUGAAGAUGGCAGAGGGUGUAGCCCUGCUCAGGAAGCUCUGUGUCCAGUCUGAUGUGGUCCUGGAGCCCUACCGUAAAGGUGUGAUGGAGAAGCUGGGCCUCGGGCCACAGGAGAUGUUAAAGGAAAACCCUCGUUUGAUCUACGCUCGGUUGACAGGGUACGGCCAGAGUGGAUCUUACGCCACCGCAGCUGGGCAUGACAUCAACUACCUCGCCAUUUCAGGCCUUUUAUCCCGGCUGGGUCGGAGUGGGGAGAAGCCCUACGCUCCGUUGAAUCUGAUGGCAGACUUUGCAGGUGGGGGUCUUACCUGUGCUCUGGGGAUAGUCCUAGCUCUGCUGGAAAGAACAACUUCUGGGAAAGGACAGAUCAUUGAUGCCAGCAUGGUAGAAGGAGCCGCAUAUGUAGGUUCUUUUGCAUGGAAAUCUCGUCGCAUCGGUAUGUGGGACAGUCCAAGAGGACAAAACAUGUUGGACAGUGGAGCUCCUUUCUACGAUACCUACGAGACUGCAGAUGGAAAGUACAUGGCGGUGGGAGCCAUUGAACCGCAGUUCUACAGACAGCUACUCACAGGCUUGGAGUUGGAUGCUGGAGAGUUGCCUCCUCAGAUGAGCUCGACUGAUUGGCCAGAGCUGAGACGGAUCUUCUCAAAGCGUUUUGCUUCAAAAACGCAGGCGGAUUGGUCAAGGAUUUUUGAUGGGACUGAUGCCUGUGUUACACCUGUGUUGUCCUUUGACGAGGUGAGCUCACACCCACAUAACCAGGAAAGAGCUUCAUUCAUAAAGGACUCCAACGGGGAAGAAAGCCCCCGGCCGGCCCCAGUUCUCUCUCGGACUCCAGCGGUGCCUUGCCUUGCUUCAGACCCUGUUAUUGGUGAACACACAGUUGAGGUCCUAAAUGAGUAUGGGUUUACGUCAGCAGACAUAGACCAAAUGCUUACAGCGGGGGUUGUAGAGUGUAAUGCUGUCAAAUCAAAGUUGUAGAGAUAUAAUUGAUAUCAGUGAUUGAUUCUGAGAAACGAAAAGCACAAUUGAGGGAUUUUUAGUCAAUCGUGCCAUUCAAAUCAUGUAUGCCACAGCUAUAUAAGUUUUAUUUCAACAAGGAAGUCAUAUUGAGAUUAUAACCUUUUUUGCAAGUGAGACCUAGCCAAGACAGGGUCAGAAAGCAGCAUCCAACACUAGGGGUGUCACGAUUUUGAUUUUAAAUUGAAAAUCAAUUGAAAUGAGCUUCCAAUUUCAAAAAUUUAAAUCAAAAGCGGGAUCAACAAUUCUCAUAGUAUUAUUUUUUCUCUUAACCUUGUCUCUUGUACUUUAACAUGACAACCAUUUAUUGCCUCUUUAAGAAUUUUAAAGCUAUAGUGCGUGGUUUCUGCUGCCCCCAUGAGGAAUUCCCCCAUGAGGAAAAGUAAUGUCAACCAAACUGUUGGCGCGUCCACAUGAUACAAGCUCUUCGGCACUCAUUUGGCAAUGGCUUGAAUGUAUCGGACUUUCAUUUCAAAAAGUUACGCAAAUAAAAUUAACUGGCAACUAAUUUGACAAUCCAUUUAGCAUUGUAUUAAUGGUUGAAAGAAAGAUAUCCCCCAUCUCUCUCCCACCUUUUCCAUCUAUCCACUGUCACUAUCAAAUAAAGGAAAAGCCCUAUAAUUCCAUUUUACAGACUGUUAUCUUUUUAAUAUCACAUCUUACAUAAAUGGUCUUACCCUUGUAAAACAAAGCCUUUUCCUUCAUCUUUAAAUAACACAGUUAACAGCUUUGUUCACCAGUGAUCUUUCACUUCAUAAAUGUACUAUCCCAUGAGCAGUUCAGUUUUACACCUCAAGGUACGUGAGGAAUGCCUGUGUGUGACUCCAAACAUCUGACUCUCACCAUGCCAGGCCAACUGACUAUAAGCAUGUAGCAUGAGAUUAGUGUAGGCUUCAAACACUGUUUGAUAUAUAUCAGAUUCAGCUGCUCUGAUGUUUCUGCAUUCAAUGAUACUUUCACAUGUGAACUAAUGUAUCACUAGCUGGUCUAUGUUGGGUACUACUACCCUAAAACCAGUUGAGCUUCUGUACAAAAAGGCGCUUAACACUCUGGAUAAAAAAACCUUUCUCUUAUCAUUGCAAUAUCUUAGAGAAACAUAACUUACUCCAUUUUGAUAGUUAUUGUAAAUUUUCCUCUUUGUGCGUAAUUUAUAAAGUACUUCAUGGCCUUGCGCCACCUCCACUGCUGGAGUUUAUUAAAUAUAGACACACAUUGGGGGUGGCAGUAGCUCAGUCCAUAGGGAGUUGGGUUGGGAACCGGAGGGUCACUGGUUCAAAUCCCCGUAUGGACCCAAAAAGUUGGGAGCGUGGAUUGGUGGCUGGAGAGAUGCCAGUUCACCUCCUGGGCACUGCUAGGUACCCUUGACCAAGGCACCGUACCCUCAGGGCGCUGGUUCAGCUGGUAGCCCACUCACUCUGACAUCUCUCCAUGUAUAGUGCAUGUAUAGGUCCUGAGCAUUUGUGUGUAUUUCAGGCCUGUGUGUGAGUACUAACAAAGAGUGUAGUGCAGUAAUUUCCCCAUUGGGGACUAAUAAACAAAUUAUCUUAUCACACAAGAGCCGUUGUAAACGGGGACU
This is a messenger RNA of Etheostoma spectabile (orangethroat darter), 3089 nucleotides long. RefSeq names its product alpha-methylacyl-CoA racemase (gene amacr). Gene Ontology annotation, biological process: bile acid metabolic process. Gene Ontology annotation, molecular function: alpha-methylacyl-CoA racemase activity. The record is from RefSeq and is a predicted model, not a curated record. Bases 326 to 1474 code for a protein of 382 amino acids. The transcript has 6 exons. Gene Ontology annotation, cellular component: mitochondrion. Lineage: Eukaryota; Metazoa; Chordata; Actinopteri; Perciformes; Percidae.